Molecule: messenger RNA, 3088 nt
Organism: Oncorhynchus nerka (sockeye salmon)
Lineage: Eukaryota; Metazoa; Chordata; Actinopteri; Salmoniformes; Salmonidae
Exons: 6
Coding region: 383-2320 (645 amino acids)
Biological process (GO): SCF-dependent proteasomal ubiquitin-dependent protein catabolic process
Cellular component (GO): SCF ubiquitin ligase complex
Source: RefSeq, a predicted model, not a curated record
UACAAAUGUAUGUAUAUGUGUGAUAGAUUAUAGACUGAGCUAGACGCAUCAACAUCCGUUUUAAACACUAACGGUUGGGGUUCUUGAACGUUCCCCAUAAUUCCUCACCCGAUGUCAACGCCCCGGACCCGAACACCUACAGUCGGAUUCUAACACCAGGAAAUAAACGGUACAGCUGAUAAACCUUUUAAGGUAAAUUCAACAGUAGGUCCGACCUACUUGGUACUUUCAACAAUACGGAUGUCCCCCUUCGCCUCCCCCUGGCUCAAGGGUUGCUGAGAAAAAUCUGCAUAUAUGUUCCAUACCUGCAAGGACACAAUGGUGCCAGUACUGUAGACUACAUUGAUCCUUGAACCAGCGAGACGCCAGCUGAGAGUUGGAGAUGCCUCUAUUCCGUGCCAUGAUGGAGCCCAGGGCUGCGAAACGGGUAGUGAGAAAGAGGAAGAUUAGAGGACGAGGAAGAUGGGAGGAGGAUGAUGAUCAUCCUCCCCGACUGACCCAGCUUUGUCUGUGGAACUUGGCGGAGAACAUGAAGGAAGUGUGGGUCAAAGACUACGCUGACAACUACAUGGAUCAGUACUUCUUCAGAUAUGUCAUGGGCCCCUUCACCCUGCUGCCGGCUGAGCUGGUAGAGGAGCUCCUGUCUGUCCUGUCCUCCAGGUGUGAGUUGUCCCGUGCGGCGCUACACCUCCUGUUGAUCCCUCAGCUCAGAACCCUAUCUCUUGGGGGCCACUCUGCUCUGGUCACACCCAGCCUCUGCACCCUCAUCGGGAUUCGCUGCCAGAGCCUGCAUUCCAUGGACCUCUCUGGAGCCCAGCAGGUGUCUGCCCAUGUCCAGUGUGACCUGCUGGGUUGUCUGCCUUCCCUGCGCUCCCUCUCUCUGGCUGGCACCCCUUGUGACAGACAGGUUGUGGAGGUGGUUGCCCGCCAUUGCCCCGCGCUGCGCCACCUCGACGUGUCCCGCUGCCACUUCCUGCCCCCCGCAGGCCUGCUCUGCCUGAGAGGUUCCUCCUGCGCCUCUCCACCCCACCUCAGCAGCCUGCUGGCUCUGGAUGUGGGCUUUGGGGAGGGGGAUGGAGACGGGGUGGCUGCCGUGGCCUUCCUCCUGCUCUCCCUGCCGUGGCUGGAGAGAGUGGCAAUGGAGGGCCUGGGGGAGGCCUGUGGCCUCAUACACAGCAGGGAGUUCGGAGGGACUGAGGAGCUCACGACCAAUGAGGGGCUGCCCAGUCUCUGGGAGGUGUGGAGGGAGAGGAGGCAGAGUGGGAGGGCCACAGACACAGGCGAGAUAUCAGGAGCGGAUGUGGAGGAAAUUGAAGAGGAGGAAAAUGACAACCGUUUCUCGUGGGCGAGUGAGGGUGAGAGUGAGGAUGAGGGUACAGGUGAGGAGACAAGGGGAGUUGGAGGUGGAAGAGGUGACGCCCAGAUGAGAACAAGGAAGGAAAUAGAAGAAGACAGUGUUGAGAAAGGAAGAGAAGAGGGAGUGGGGGGGGCAGGGGGUGAGGGCUUUACCUUACGUCUAAGGGAGGCGCAGGGCAUGUCUGGUAGGACUCUGGAGGCUGUAAGUCAGCUUUGCCCCGAGCUGCGCUCUAUAUCACUGGACUGUGAGGAAGGUGGGCAUAGCCAGGGGUCUUGUCUGGCUGCAGGCCUGGCCAGGUGGGCAGGCCAGCUGAGGGGACUUUCUGUGCGCUUCACAGGGCCCCUGGAUGAGCUGCUACCUGCCCUGCGUGCUAUGAAGGGCUCCCUGGUUUCUCUCACCCUGGAAGGGGUAAGAACCAGCUCUCAGACAGCCAUGCUGGAGAUCCUCCACGCCUGUCCCAGGCUGAGGAGCCUCGUCGUCCACGCUGAGCCUCCUUUAGCCCCCCAGGAGGAAGAGGAGGAGGAGGAGGACGAGAACAGGGAUCUACCCUGUCUACCACAACUGUGCUCUCUCUCCCUAAACUUCUCCUAUGACCAGCGCCAGAUGAAGACCAUCAUGUCCUGGAGGUCUCUGGGGGGGGUGCUGUGGAGCGUACUAUCCGGCUCUCCCCUCCUGGAGAGGGUCUCUCUGGUGGCAGUGCCUUGUCCGCUGGAGCCUGUGUUCCAGAAGCUUCUGAAGCGCCCCGCCGCCCGACCCAACAGCCCUCCACUACAACAACUAUGCCACCUCAGCCUUGUCCGCAGUGACGUUUCCAUGGAGACGGCGUCGGGCCUGAUGACCAUCAACAGGCGUCUGAGCAGCCUGGAUCUGAGAGGCUGCUGGGCAGUGAGCCUGGACAACAUGAGGCAGCUACAGAGGACAGCCACCAGGAGGCAACGUUGUAUCACUAUCACCUGGACAUGAUGUGCUUUACAUCUAGGCAGGGGCACCCUCAUUUACACAUGCUGUGUGUUUGGGGCAAAUCCAACACAUCACUGAGUACCACUCUUGAUAUUUUCAAACAUGGUGGUGGCUGCAUCAUGUUAUAUGUAUGCUUGUCAUCGGCAAAAACUAGGACGUUUUUUUUUUUUUUUAAUAAACAGAAUAGAGCUAAGCACAGUUAAAAACAUAGAGGAUAACCUGGUUCAGUCUGCUUUCCAACAGACACUGGGAGACGACAUCACCUUUAAGCAGGACAAUAACCUAAAGCAUAAGGCCAAAUAUACACUGGAGUGGCCUAGUUAGAGUUUUGAUUUAAGUCAGCUUGACAAUGGCUGUCUAACAAUGAUCAACAACCAACUUGACAGAGCUUGAAGAUUUUUUUUCAAGAAGAAUGUGCAAAUAUUGUGCAAAGCUUCUAGAGACCUACCCAGAAAGACUCACCGCUGUAAUCGCUGCCAAAGAUGAUUCUAACAUGAAUUGACUCAGGGGUGUGAAGACUUAUGUAAAUGAGAGUUCUGUGUUUAAUACAUUUGCACACAUUUCUAAAAACAUUUACUUUUUCAUUAUAGGGUAUUGUGUGUAGAAGGGUGAGAUAAAAAUUUUAAAAACAUUUUGAAUUCAGACUGUAACAACAAAAUGUGGAAUAAGUCAAGGAGUAUGAAUAUUUUCUGAAGGCACUGCAUGUGAUCGUGUCUCAAUGUAAUCAAAGUGUGAAAUUAUUUAUUUUCAAAUACAAUCUUUUUGGGCUUA